CCUCUCAGCUCCAUACAUUGAAAAGAGAAUAAACAGCCCGUGCGCCUGUGCACUCCGCGGUGCAGUCUCUGUCUGGGAGCGUCUACGGGCCGCCGAUCAUGCCCGCGGGUGUGCCCCUGGGCACCUACCUGAAAAUGUUCGCAGCCAGCCUCCUGUCCAUGUGCGCGGGGGCCGAAGUGGUGCACAGGUAUUACCGGCCCGACCUGACGAUACCUGAAAAUCCACCAAAGCCUGGAGAACUCAAAACAGAGCUUUUGGGACUGAAAGAGAGACAACACCAACCUCAGCUUUCUCAGCAGUAGAAAUGAAAUACAAGAUAUCAUGCCAAGAUGUCUGUGAAUAGUAUUUUAAAUAUGUGUACAUAUAUUUUAAAUAUGUAUGUUAAAAAGUUGAUUGAGUCAGACUGUGUGUUCUUACGCAUUUCAUCCAAUGCUGAGUGUAAGAGGAGGUGCUCAGGGCCAGGCUCAGUGGCUUAUGCCUGUAAUCCUAGGACUGUGGGAGGCCGAGGCGGGUGGAUUGCCUGAGUUCACAGGUUCGAGACCAGCCUGAGCCAGAGUGAGACUUCGUCUCUAAAAAUAGCUGGGCGUAGGACGGCACCUGUGGCUCAAAGGAGUAGGGCGCUGGCCCCCCAUAUGCUGGAGGUGGCCGGUUCAAACCCAGCCCUGGCCAAAAACUGCAAAAAAAAAAAAAAUAGCUGGGCAUUGUGGUGGGUGCCUAUAGUCCCAGCUCCUUGGGAGUCUGAAGCAAAAGAAUGGCUUGAGCCCAAGAGUGUGAGGUUGCUGUGAGCUAUGACUUCAUGGCACUAUACCAAGGGCAACGAAGUGAGACUGUCUCCCCCCCCCAAAAGAGGAGGUGCUCAGUACAUUGAAAUUUAAUAAUGUUUUGACCAGUAUUUCUUGAAAACUGCCAAAGUGCUUGUCAUCUGUUUCUUAAAUGUGACUUGGAAGAUACUUAGUCUUGAAUAUCAUAUGAGACACAACAUUUGCAAGGGUACCCUGUGGGUUGUCUU
Nycticebus coucang (slow loris) is the source of this 1009-nucleotide messenger RNA. RefSeq names its product protein BRAWNIN-like. Bases 99 to 302 code for a protein of 67 amino acids. The transcript has a single exon. NCBI's taxonomy places the organism in Eukaryota, Metazoa, Chordata, Mammalia, Primates, Lorisidae. The record is from RefSeq and is a predicted model, not a curated record. Gene Ontology annotation, biological process: mitochondrial respiratory chain complex III assembly. Gene Ontology annotation, cellular component: mitochondrion.